AUGGCCAAAGGGAGGCGUUUCAAGCCUGCUCUAGACAAGGAUGGAAGAUGGUUUCCUCACAUUGGAUUAACACAGAAGACACCAGAAUCUAUUACCAGUGGGAUGUUAAAAGAGCCCCACUGUCCACAUUUGAUCGGGCAAUUGGAGAGUAAACUGCCACCAAUAUUCAAAAUCCGGGAGAAGCAAGCGGUCAAUAACAGCUUCCCCUUCUCCAUGCACGACAAUCGCCACAGUUUGGAGAACACUGGAUACUAUUUUGACACUGGCCUGGGUCGUAAGAAGAUUUCUGCAGACAAAGGGCAACAUGUUUCUAGAAAUUUCAAUCUCUGGGCUUGUGACUACAUUCCAUCUUGUCUUGAUGGCUUUCCAAAUAAGCCACUACCAGGUGUGUGCACGGAGGCUGUGGUGAUCUCCAGCUUCAGACGCUUCCCGAGAUGUUACAGUGAGGGGUGGAGUGCUCUUAAGUUAAUUCCAGAGACAAGCUGUGCAGAGUUAUUAAAACGAAAAUCAAAAAAUGUGCGCCUGCUCUCAUUGGCUGGGAAAAAACGUAGCCUGAGCCUAAUUGGCCAGAGGGUUGACUACGCCUUCUGUGUUGAAAUCUGCAGGCCAUUUGCCAUCUCCGUGAAGAUGGACGUGAUUAUCAUUGAAACUGGAGUUUCCAGACGCCAGGCCUGA
This is a messenger RNA of Dipodomys ordii (Ord's kangaroo rat), 675 nucleotides long. It is a transcript of the gene Tex36, whose product is annotated as testis expressed 36. Lineage: Eukaryota; Metazoa; Chordata; Mammalia; Rodentia; Heteromyidae. The transcript is spliced from 6 exons. Bases 1 to 675 code for a protein of 224 amino acids. The record is from RefSeq and is a predicted model, not a curated record.